This is a messenger RNA of Drosophila kikkawai, 550 nucleotides long. Its product is annotated as probable insulin-like peptide 3. The record is from RefSeq and is a predicted model, not a curated record. Lineage: Eukaryota; Metazoa; Arthropoda; Insecta; Diptera; Drosophilidae. Gene Ontology annotation, molecular function: hormone activity. Gene Ontology annotation, cellular component: extracellular region.
CUUGCCAGAAAGCAUGUCCCGCUCCUUGAUCCACCUGCUAGUGCUGCUCCUCCCGAUCCUGGGCCACCUGGAUGCGGUGUACAGCAGCGAGAGUAUAAUGUUCAACAAGUGCGGCGAGGGACUGUCCAACUUAAUGAUUGACUUGUGCAUCAAUGGAUUUAAUACGCACUUUAGUCACAAGCGCGCCUCCUCCAUGACUGAUCUGAAUCUGUUCGAUUAUGUGGACAACAUGGUGGAUUCUAGGAACGAAGAGGUGGCUGUGAUCAAACCCCAUCAUCCCCGACUAAGCUCCCUGAUGGCCACCCGCCGUCUCUCCCGGCUAAUUGCCGACGAGUGCUGCGCCAAGAAGUGCUCUUUCAGCGAAAUUAUGGCCUAUUGCCACUAAAACAUGUGUUUUUACUACAAAAUAUACCAGCUUAUGGCAUUUAUAUUACGUGUACAUAUAUAUACUACACAGUAUUGUAUACUAUUGCUCAAAUGUGCUGCAUUUAAAAAUUAAUAAAAGUGUUUCAACUCACACCAAAAAAAACGAGAUCAUGACACUAAACUA